Messenger RNA from Hypoxylon fragiforme, 1170 nucleotides. RefSeq names its product oxaloacetate Acetylhydrolase. The transcript is spliced from 4 exons. The record is from RefSeq and is a predicted model, not a curated record. Lineage: Eukaryota; Fungi; Ascomycota; Sordariomycetes; Xylariales; Hypoxylaceae. The coding region runs from base 1 to 1170 and encodes 389 amino acids. Gene Ontology annotation, molecular function: catalytic activity.
AUGACUGUCUCUACUGUCAUGUUCCCGGAGCCGGUGACCAGACUCGAGGGCGAGUCGGUCAUAACUCUCCAGUCGACAGUCGACUUCGUCUCCGGCCAGUUCAGCGAGCCCAUCAAGCCGAUUCCUCUCAUCGACGUGGCCGAGAUAUCGGAGGAUGACAGCAGCAGCUCAGCGUCCGAGUCCGAGGACGUCGUAGCUGCUACAUUGCCGCUCACCAAGAAGCUUAGCAACCCCCUAGCGCUUGACCAGAUCGUUUCAAGCGUCGUCGAGCCGACGUCUGGGGCUAAGAAGCUUCGCAAGAUGCUACUCGAGACCGAGGAGUUGAUCGUGUGUCCCGGGGUCUACGAUGGGCUCUCGGCGCGCACGGCUAUCGAGUUGGGGUUUAACGCUAUGUACAUGACCGGCGCAGGUACCACAGCCUCCCGCAUUGGACAGCCAGACCUGGCUAUUGCGCAGUUGCACGAGAUGCGAGAGAAUGCCGAGAUGAUUGCCAACCUUGACCCCUUUGGCCCACCCCUAAUCGCUGACAUGGAUACCGGGUACGGUGGUCCCAUCAUGGUCGCUCGAACCGUGGAGCAGUACAUCCGUGCAGGCGUGGCAGGCGCCCAUCUGGAAGACCAGGUCCUCACCAAGCGCUGCGGCCACCUCAGCGGAAAGCGCGUCGUCCCGCACGACGAGUACAUCUCGCGCAUCCGCGCCGCGCACGCCGCCCGCGUGCGCCUACAAUCCGACUUCGUGCUGAUCGCGCGCACCGACGCCCUGCAGUCGCUCGGCUACGACGCGUGCAUCGCGCGGCUGCGCGCCGCGCGCUCCGAGGGCGCGGACGUCGGGCUCCUCGAGGGCUUCGCGUCGAAGGAGCAGGCGGCGCAGGCGGUGCGCGACCUCGCGCCCUGGCCGCUGCUGCUGAACUCCGUCGAGAACGGGAAGAGCCCCGUCAUCACGGUCGACGAGGCGCGGGACAUGGGGUUCAGGAUCAUGAUCUUCAGCUUCGCGACGCUGGCGCCGGCGUACGUGGCCAUUCGGGAGACGCUGGUGAGGCUGAAGAAUGAGGGGGUCGUCGGCACGCCGAAGGAGAUCACACCCGUGAAGCUGUUCGAGGUCUGUGGGCUUGAGUAUAGCAUGACGGUUGAUACGAAUGCGGGGGGCACGUCGUUUUUGGGGGGGUUGUGA